Neolamprologus brichardi is the source of this 1490-nucleotide messenger RNA. Lineage: Eukaryota; Metazoa; Chordata; Actinopteri; Cichliformes; Cichlidae. The record is from RefSeq and is a predicted model, not a curated record.
GCACUGUUGAAUUGUAUCGCUCCGCCUCCUUUAAAGCGUUGACUCGUAAGAAAUAGAAAAACUCAGAGACAACAUUUUUCUGUUCAAGCGAUUUUUAUCAAAUGAGGGAGGUUUAAGACGGGGCUCACUCUACUUUCUGUAGUACCAAGGUUUAUUUUGAUAGAAACGUGAGAGUGAAAGUGAGCUCACUCGGUCCGACGACUGUUGUUUCUGUUAACACGUGGAUUCAUUCCCACCCAGGAAACGGCCUUUUUAAUGUUUGUUUGUUUGUUUUUUUACAAAGCUGCUGAAGUUAACGACAAAACGAGGGGGAAAAAGUAAGAAGAGAAUAUGGACUACCUGCCAGAAAACAACUCCAGGUACAAAGACGUCGCCUACUGGGAUGAAAGAUACACGAUGGAGCAGUGCUAUGACUGGUUGGGGGGUUUCUCCAAAUUCCAGCACAUUUUGGAAAAAUUUGUAAAGAAAGAGGACUCUAUAUUGAUACUGGGUUGCGGAAACAGCAGUAUGAGCAGUGACAUGUACAGCGCUGGCUAUCAUACUAUCGCCAACAUAGAUUAUUCAUCUGUGUGCAUCAGGACAAUGAGCGCCAGGUACAGUCACUGCCCAGGUAUGACAUGGCAUCAGAUGGACGUGCGUCAGCUCUCCUUCCCGGAUUCCUCCUUUGAUGUCAUACUAGAGAAGGCCACCCUGGAUGCCAUCAUGGUGAAUGAGAAAACGCCUUGGGAGGUUUCAUCUCAAACUGCUUGUUCCAUUCACCAAGCACUCACAGAGAUCAGCCGCUGCCUGAAACCUGGAGGUCGGUUUGUCUCCGUUACCUUCGCUCAGCCUUUUUUCAGGAAACGGCUCUAUGCCCGUACGGAAUAUAAAUGGUCCAUCAAACAUCAAAGUUAUGGAGAAGGCUUUGAAUAUUUUGUGUAUGUCAUGACCAAAGGGGAGAAGCUCAGCCCGGAAGAUGCAGGUCUGGAGAAAAAGCUGCUGCAGGACACCGAAACUCCACCAACCAGGAUUACUACAAUAACAAAUGAUGAUAAGGAAGACUUCCUGGCUAAUAUUGACCUGUAGGGUGACUCUGAUAUGUAGGAUUGCCUUUAUAAGUAAUCUUUAUAUUGUGAUUUUUUGCAACGGGAAACUGUUAACCAAAUUUCUGCCUUACUGUUUUUAUGUAUUUAUUAAGAAUUUGUAAGGAGUAACUAUUUUAUACUGUUUGACGUACUAGAUAUUAGUUUUAAAGUCUAAUUUUAUCAAGAUACCGAUAUAUAUUUGGAUAAAUGUUCUGCAAAUGUAAUUAAGAUGUUGUAAAGAUAAGAGAACUGCUGUAUAAAUGGAAAUUGAAAUCCAUAUUUUAUCUAAAUGUUUGAGACAAAAUCCUGCGUCUGACCAGAUGUAUUCACAAUAGUUUAAUAGACAAAUGUGUGCCUUUUGUCGUUUUGAAAACAUGAUUAACAAAUGUUACUCUUAAUAAAUUUCUCAUUUGCAAAGAAAAAAAA